Caenorhabditis remanei is the source of this 1560-nucleotide messenger RNA. RefSeq lists its product as uncharacterized. Lineage: Eukaryota; Metazoa; Nematoda; Chromadorea; Rhabditida; Rhabditidae. Gene Ontology annotation, biological process: glycerol-3-phosphate metabolic process. Gene Ontology annotation, cellular component: glycerol-3-phosphate dehydrogenase (FAD) complex; mitochondrion. The record is from RefSeq and is a predicted model, not a curated record. The transcript is spliced from 5 exons. Gene Ontology annotation, molecular function: glycerol-3-phosphate dehydrogenase (quinone) activity; calcium ion binding. The coding region runs from base 1 to 1560 and encodes 519 amino acids.
AUGGCAAGUACCAUAUUAUUGGUCUGGAAUCAAGGCAUACGACUUGUUUCGGGCAAAAGAGUCCUCAAAAACUCGUUUUUCAUCAGUAAAUCGCAAGCGUUGGAGAGAUUUCCAAUGUUGAAGAAUGAGUCGUUGAAGGGAGCACUCAUUUAUUAUGAUGGACAACACAAUGAUGCUCGCAUGAAUUUGGCAAUCAUUUUGACGGCUAUUCGGCAUGGAGCGGCGUGUGCCAACCACGUCCGCGUCGAACGUCUCAACAAGGACGAGACAGGAAAAGUGACAGGAGCCCAUGUCCGUGAUAUGGUCACCGGCGCCGAGUGGGAUAUCAAAGCGAAGGCGGUGAUCAACGCGACCGGCCCGUUCACCGAUUCGAUUCGGUUGAUGGGUGAUCCGGAGACGGCUCGUCCGAUUUGUGCGCCAUCUUCCGGUGUGCACAUCACCCUACCCGGAUAUUACAGUCCAUCGAACACUGGUUUAUUGGAUCCAGACACUUCAGAUGGGCGUGUCAUCUUUUUCCUACCGUGGGAACGAAUGACGAUCGCUGGGACGACAGACGCCCCGUCGGAAGUGACUCUCUCACCGCAACCCACCGACCACGAUAUCGAGUUUAUUCUCCAAGAAAUUCGAGGAUACCUCUCGAAAGAUGUCUCCGUGCGACGUGGAGACGUGAUGAGCGCUUGGAGUGGACUCCGCCCACUUGUUCGUGACCCGAAUAAGAAGGAUACGAAGAGUCUGGCGAGAAAUCAUAUCAUCGAAGUGGGAAAAUCGGGACUUAUCACGAUUGCCGGUGGGAAAUGGACAACAUACCGUCAUAUGGCGGAGGAGACCGUUGACAAGGUGGUAGAAGUCCAUGGGCUCCAGACAGUGUCCGGAUGUGUCACCCCUGGGCUCCUUUUAGAAGGAGCACACGACUGGAACGCACUCCAAUAUAUCCAUUUAGUGCAGGACUAUGGAAUGGAAGUUGAUGUUGCUCAACAUUUGAGUUCCACUUAUGGAGACCGCGCCUUUGUUGUCGCUCGGAUGUGUAAAAUGACUGGAAAGCGUUGGCCCAUCGUUGGACAACGUCUUCAUCCAGAAUUCCCAUAUCUCGACGCAGAGGUACGUUCUUCCCGACGUCGUACGCGUCAUGGGGGAGGAGCUUGGAUGGAGUUCGGCGGAGCAGAGAGCUCAACUCGAAAGGCUCGCACGUUUAUCGAUUUGGAAAUGGGACAAAUGGCUAAACAGACGGCCGUGUCGAAUGCGCCGUUGAAUUUGACUAAAGAGGAGAUGCAGAGGGCGAAGGAGCGAUUCCAUCAGUUGGAUAAGGAUCGCAAGGGGCAUAUUACGGUUAACGAUUUGAGGAAACACUUUAGGGAACACAACCAGAAAAUCGACGAACGCGUCCUUCACGAGCUUCUCAACGAAGUGGAUCUUAACAAGAACGGAGAGAUUGAGAUUGCCGAAUUCUUCCAGCUGUACUCUGGUCUGAAAGGCGGUCAACUCACCAGCAAUCGACUCGUCGGAUAUCUGGACGAAAUUCACGGAACGCCGAGUGUCAAUCGAGCAUGCGGUGGUAUUUAA